GCGGCGGGCGGAGCGUCCCGGGAGUGGCGGCGCGGGCAGCCCCGGCAGCCCCGGCCCUUCUCCGUCGCGGCUCCGCCGGCGGCCCUGCCGGCUCUCCCGGCGCCAUGUGCGAACCCAGCAAGCAGGACAUCGUCGCCAUCUUCAAGCGGCUCCGCUCCGUGCCCACCAACAAGGUGUGUUUUGACUGUGGAGCAAAGAACCCCAGCUGGGCAAGCAUUACCUAUGGAGUGUUUCUGUGUAUCGAUUGCUCAGGGACCCACCGGUCCCUUGGCGUUCACUUGAGUUUCAUUCGGUCAACAGAACUGGAUUCCAAUUGGUCCUGGUUCCAGCUGAGAUGCAUGCAGGUUGGAGGAAAUGCAAAUGCUUCUGCUUUUUUCCACCAACAUGGGUGCACAACCAGCGACACCAAUGCCAAGUACAACAGUCGUGCUGCUCAGCUCUACAAGGAGAAGAUCAAAUCUCUUGCAACACAGGCCACGAGAAAGCAUGGGACUGAUCUGUGGACAGAUGGGUGUGCAAUACCACCAGCAUCACCUCAGAACAAAGAGGAGGAAGAUUUUUUUGCAUCCCAUGUUUCUACCAAGGCAAGAGAUACAGAGUGGAUGUUACCAGACUCAGUUUCUCUCCAGCAGAAAACUUCAGAAAACAUUGCAGAAUCCUGUGAAGGAUCAGAACAUGGACCAAGUGUUGAUGGCCUUAGCACAUCCCCACAGCCUGCAUUAGAGACCACCUUCAUAAAAAAGAAGCCGAAUCAAGCUAAGAAAGGGCUUGGUUCUAAAAGAGGUGGUUUGGGAGCCCAAAAAGUGAGCAGCCAAAGCUUUAAUGAGAUUGAAAAAAAAGCACAAGCUGUAGAUAAAAUGAAGGAACAAGAUCUUCACAGUUGUAAGAAGACUGAGAAGGAAGAGCCACUUGUAUCAUCUUUAAGGUUGGCCUACAGAGAUCUUGAUAUUAAAGCAAAAGAGGAAACCUUAAACCUCUCUGGUAAGAAGAAAACAGAACUGGAGAGGCUUGGCAUGGGAUUGGGCAGCAAUAGGAGUGGCGUUUCUCACUCAGUCGCCUCAGAGAUGCAAACAAUCGAGCAGGAAACACCUACAAUUGCAAAGCCAAAGAAGAAGUACAUGGAUGAUGUGGAAGACUCUUACUUCUCUUCUAGCUCAAGGUACUUUGAUUCUUCAGAUCUGAGGAGCAGCACUUUCUCUAAAUGGGAUGACAAUUCCGAUGCUUUUUGGAAGAAAGAAAAUAAUAAUAAAGACAUUGAUAUAUUGUUAACUUCAAAAAGCACAGGAUUUUCAGACAGGCCUGCAUCCCGGCGUAAGCCUGAAUAUGAACCUUCUGCAAACACAGAUGAGGCACAGAAAAAAUUUGGCAAUGUCAAAGCCAUUUCAUCAGACAUGUACUUUGGAAGGCAAGAUCAGGCUGAUUAUGAAGCAAGGGCUCGGCUAGAAAGGCUUUCUGGAAGCACAUCCAUAAGUUCAGCUGACUUGUUUGAAGACCAGAGGAAACAAUCAACAGGAAGCUACAAUAUUACCAAUGUCUUAUCUUCAGCUCCUGAUAUAGCUCAGUUUAAACAAGGAGUGAAAUCUGUGGCGGGAAAACUUUCUGUCCUUGCUAAUGGGGUCAUGACAUCUAUACAGGACCGAUAUGGUUCCUAACUGAAGCUAAAGGAGGAUUCCUCUUCAGGCACACAAGUAAUCACUCUGCUGAUUCAAAUGAAGGUUGCCUUAAGACUGAUGAUGUUUCUUAGUGCAGAUUUCUGACUCAGCCUCUUCUUAGUGCUGCUUCAUCUUAACAGAGCAGACAUCUUGCAGCAACUUGUUACAUUGCAUAUACUUUUUCUUUUUUGUUCCUUUCCAGUCUUUAUUUCUUAACAGCCUUAUUGUUAGAUAAGCUGGGAGCUUUAUUUUAUUAUUGGCUCUGUGAGGCAGGAAGGAGAAAGGAGGUGGUGGUGUUUAGUAGACUGUAGCAAAAUAAAACAUUUAAUUUAAACCUGUGUUGCCAGGAGGUAAAAGCUCUUGAAGUCAUAAAUUGAUGUGCAUUGAAAUGGUGGGAAAUUAGUGUUUAAUACAGUAUUCCAGCUAGAAGGUUCUGUGCUUAGAUGUGAAAUGUGGAGAAGUCAAAAUGUGGUAAUGCUGAAUAGUGGAUUUCACCUUGUGGUGCGAACAGUCUAUUUAUUCCUAGUUUUGAAAGUUACAAAAAAUUUGCAAUAUAGAAUCCUUAAGUGCUUUUAAAAAUUCUGUAUUGUUUAAAAAUUGAAAAAAAAAAUUUGAAAUAUACUAAGGGCCUAAUAGAGUAGCUAAUUAAAUACUUAUUAACAUGUUUAGCACAGUCUUAGAUUUUUGAUAAAUUAUCAAUUAUUCAAUAAGGAAAUAGGGGGCUGUGUUUUAGACAGUCUGGAAUUUAUUGCUGAUGACAUCCUGCAUAAAAAUGAUUAUGACCUUAAAGAAAAAACUUUUCAACCAAGAAUGAAUUCAUGUUAAUUCUGUUCUGUAAUUUUCUUAAUUCAGAUUUGUAAACUGCUGAUAUCUAAUAAAAAACAAUUGAUAUAAACUCAGAUUUGAAUUCAAUUUCUAUGUGUGGCCAUCAGUAUCCAGCUUUCUAAACACUGUCAUCUGUAUUUUGUCUCUACAGUGGUCUGGUAAAAUCAGCCUUUGGUUUCAGGUAGUCAAACUUGCUUUCUUAUUAAAUUGCUGUAGUGAUUUAAAAAUCUAAACACUUAAGUUGGGGUAGAAAAUAAACUACUGAACUGAGAUUCUGUGUUAAAUACAGUUAACAGUGUAGCUGUAUUUAGGAUUUAAUUUCUACCUGCCUCUUGCUGCCACAUUUCUCUUCACAGAGAAAAGCAAGGCACAAUUCUUCCCAAUAAUAUUUCUGGGUUUCACAUUCUCUGAACAUCAGAGAAAGAAAACACAAU
Messenger RNA from Onychostruthus taczanowskii (white-rumped snowfinch), 2911 nucleotides. It is a transcript of the gene ARFGAP3, whose product is annotated as ADP ribosylation factor GTPase activating protein 3. Gene Ontology annotation, biological process: COPI coating of Golgi vesicle. Lineage: Eukaryota; Metazoa; Chordata; Aves; Passeriformes; Passeridae. The record is from RefSeq and is a predicted model, not a curated record. Gene Ontology annotation, molecular function: GTPase activator activity. The transcript has 16 exons. Bases 105 to 1652 code for a protein of 515 amino acids.